This is a messenger RNA of Penicillium crustosum, 2952 nucleotides long. RefSeq lists its product as uncharacterized. The record is from RefSeq and is a predicted model, not a curated record. Gene Ontology annotation, cellular component: cytoplasm. NCBI's taxonomy places the organism in Eukaryota, Fungi, Ascomycota, Eurotiomycetes, Eurotiales, Aspergillaceae. The transcript has 7 exons. Gene Ontology annotation, biological process: post-transcriptional regulation of gene expression. Gene Ontology annotation, molecular function: mRNA binding. The coding region runs from base 1 to 2952 and encodes 983 amino acids.
AUGGCCUUCAAGCACGGGCUGAGUGAACGCCUCGACGAGCUGCGAUUCCCAUCCCCACGAUCCCCGCCCUCGGAGUCUGCGUUCCCUGGGUACACAUCUCUUUCCCCGGGUCAUUCGAACUUUGGAUCCGGCUUCUCAUCUCGCCCGGCUGGUGAUGUCCGAGCGAAUCUGCAGCGUCGGUUUACGACCGAUUCCAGCAAGUUCUCGUCAUGGAAUUAUCUGAAUCCAAGCCCGGUAUCUGGCUCGAGCUCUGGCUCUGGUUCAGGCCAGAUGCAAGAUCCAGUGGAUCUGUUGUCCUCGUUUGAGAAAAAGAGACAGCACAUCGAGUACAUGCGUGAACAGAAACGCCGCUUUGAAGAAGAUAUGAAAAUCCUGGAUCUUCAGCACGCUCGCGAGAAGCUGGAGAUGGACCAGCUCGCUCGGGACUUGGCUCAGGCUGGCAUCUCUGGCCCAGUCAGUGAGCCGACCACCCCACCUGAGUACCGUGAUACUACUGUCUCGAGUGCCUUUGGCCGCCCUGCUCGUUUCUCCACUUCGAGUGUGACCUCUUCUCCCGGCUUUUUCAAUGCUUUUGCUCCUUCAACCUUGACUUCGCCCCAAGCUGCUUCCCAGCCCACCCAGCCAUCGAUAGACCGAUUUGCUGGACACUCUGUCCCUGGUUCACGCCGAAAUUCCGAGAAGGACGACUUCCUUGCCGAUCCUACUUCUCCUUUCCGAUCCGGCCCAUCUGCUGCUCAUCGAUACUCGCUGCCCUCCGGUAACCAGAAUGGCCACUCUCAUCGGUCUAGCAUCUCCGCGUUGAAUGGAUCACGCCUUGACAGCUUUAACGUUCCCAAGUAUCUUUUCCCUAGUGACGAAGACAAGCCCCACAACCAUCUGAGGGAGCUGGAACGCCUGUCAACCCCUGACAUCAAGAGCUACAUCAAGUUGACCGAGCCUGAUGACAAGUUCCCCACCCUGUCCCGUCGUGGUGACUCAAACAUGUUGUCUGCGAACCCUGAUGCCCAUGAUCUCGCCAAUCCUCGUGCCACAGGCGCCGAAAAUUAUUCCAACCACAGUCGGCACCGGUCGUCUCACCAGAGCAUGCCGCAGAACAUUCACAGCUUCGGGCGCUUGGACCAGCUGGCAAGCCAGAAUAACGAGGAUCACGGCAACUCUGUUCACACCUCACGCCACAGUGCUCGUCGUUCCAUGGGAAGCCAGAUCACCUUCCACGAUGACCGCCACGAAGAGACAGCAACUCCUACCCACAAUGAGCACAUGCAUCAGCACAACACAAGCAUGGGUCGGAUUCCCCAGAGUGGUGUGAAUAGCCAGGUCAAGACCGAGUUCGAUGAGACCGAGUUCUAUGGCAAUCAAUCGACUUUGCACGCGAGCGCUCCACCCUUUGGGCCUCAGCUCACUUCGGCUGUAUCUACCAACCACGUUCCCAGUUCGAUUGUUCAAAUGGGGUUGCCAUUCCAAGUCCCUGCAGUUCCUGGCUUCAAUUAUGGAGUCCAGCCCUAUGUCGGCCAAGCAGCUCCCAUCAACGGUCAUAUGCAAAACUUUGGAGGAGCUUCUGCUUAUAACAAUGCCUAUUCUGGCUAUGGUCCUGGGUUCCGCUUCAAUGAACCUGCUGCCCGAGGCAGCAUGGCUCAGCGUCGACAGGAGAAUGAUGCGACCCAGCUUACUCGUUUCGGCAACUACCCCUUGGAGCAUUAUAAGGGUGAGUUGUACAGCCUGUGCAAGGACCAGCAUGGUUGCCGAUACUUGCAACGCAAGUUGGAGGAGCGUAACCCAGAACACGUGCAGCUGAUUUUCAGUGAGACUUACAUGCAUGUUAUUGAACUUAUGACCGAUCCAUUUGGCAAUUAUCUUUGCCAGAAGUUACUCGAAUACUCCAACGAUGAACAACGCACUGCCUUGAUUAACAAUGCUGCCCCUGAGUUAGUCAAGAUUGCCCUGAACCAGCAUGGAACUCGUGCAUUGCAGAAGAUGAUUGAAUUCAUCUCGACCUCUGAGCAGACUCAAACAGUCAUCGAGGCGCUGCAGAAUUCCGUGGUUGAUCUGGUACAGGAUCUGAAUGGCAACCACGUUAUUCAGAAAUGCCUCAACCGCCUCACUCCUGACGAUGCCGAGUUCAUUUAUGAGGCUGUCGGAGGCAAUUGUGUUGUUGUUGGUACUCAUCGCCACGGAUGUUGCGUCCUUCAGCGUUGCAUUGACCAUGCUUCGGGUCAUCAGAAGGCUCGUCUGAUUUCGCAGAUUACCUCGCACUCGUUUGCUUUGGUCCAGGAUCCCUUCGGAAAUUAUGUUGUGCAAUACAUUCUGGACCUUGCGGAGCCUAGCUUCACCAACCCACUGUGUGCUACCUUUGGAGGCAAUAUUGCUCAGCUGUCCAAGCAAAAGUUCAGCUCCAAUGUGAUCGAGAAGUGCCUCCGGACUGCUGAUAACUACAUGAAGCGUGAAAUGAUUGAAGAAUUCCUCAUGGGAAAUGAGCUUGAAAAGAUGUUGCGUGAUUCAUUCGCAAACUAUGUUGUUCAGACCGCCAUGGACUUCUGUGAUCUCGAGACUCGCAACCGCAUUGUGGAGGCUGUUCGUCCUAUUCUUCCGUCUAUCCGUCAGACUCCCCAUGGUCGCCGUAUUGCUGGCAAGAUCAUGGCUGCGGAUACCAACGGCCGCAGCAACGGUAGCAGCGCUACUACCAGCGGCCAGGCCACCCCUAAUGAGAUGAGCACCACUACUGCACAGAUCCCCAAGAACUUGCUGCAGAAGCCAUUUACUUACCAUCAACCUGGUACUCAAAGUACUCAGUCUUCGAGCUCAUCCGGUGGAUACAGCAACCAGACCUAUGUUCCUCAAUCCUCCCAGAGCUCUGUCUCUAACACUCCUUCCGGGCAAAGUGACACCUCGUCUGUUUACACUACGCCCACCCCCCCAGCUUGCUUGUCUUUCACAACCCCAGUGUACCCAUAG